This is a messenger RNA of Chondrus crispus (carragheen), 1160 nucleotides long. RefSeq lists its product as hypothetical. The record is from RefSeq and is a predicted model, not a curated record. The transcript is spliced from 2 exons. NCBI's taxonomy places the organism in Eukaryota, Rhodophyta, Florideophyceae, Gigartinales, Gigartinaceae. Gene Ontology annotation, biological process: vacuolar transport. The coding region runs from base 1 to 579 and encodes 192 amino acids.
AUGGCCAGCAUCACCACGAAGCGCACCGACAUCGACCGUCUACAGAAGGCCCUCAACGGCUUCGAGGAGGAGCGCCGCCGCGAGGCCGGCCUCGCCAUCAAGGCCCGCAACGAGAAGAAGAUCAACGUCGCCAAGGCCCACAUGCGCAACGCCACCCGCCUCAAGCAGAAGAUCGCAAACUAUGAGACGAGGGUCGUCGCCAACCAGAGCCAGCUCGACGCCCUGGAGGACGCCAGCUUUAACGUCGGCAACGUCAAGCAGAUGAAGGCCUUUAAGGAAGAUAUCCAGAGCCUGCAGCAGGACCCCGACGAGGUCAACGAGACCCUGCAAGGCAUGAGAGAGGCUCUGGAUGACGUCAACAACGUCAACCUCACCUUGGAGGCCGACGCCAACCUCAACAAAGGUGCCUAUGACGACGACAUUAUGGCCGGCUUGGACGAACUGGAGGCAGAGUUUGCAGACGACACCCCUGUGCAGGACAUCCCGGCCGUGCCGGGCGAGAAGCCCACCAUGCCCACCGCCCCGGUCCACGCCGACCCAGAGGAAGAGGAGAUGCGCAGAUUGGAGGAGGGCAUCUGAGUCCCCGCCCCGCGCCCUUAUCAUCCCCCUCCUUUCCCUUUCCUCCCACACCGCUCCGCCACCGUCCACCUUGUUUUUUUUGUUUUGAGCAUCCAGUCCGUCCAGGCCCUCCCUGCGCCCGCCCGCUGCCCUCGACCUUGCAGUCGCUCUUGUGCCCACCCCUGUGCGCUGCCCCGUUCCCCUCCAUCCCUUUCCCAUCCUAUUCCCAUCCCCCCUCGUCUUGUGUUGGUGACGCUUUAGAGUUGCUCGAGUUGCCGGCAAGUUACAUUUGGCCGCCGAGUGUUUGAGCGUGUGUGAAAAAACCGUGCUAUUCCGCUUGUUUUGUGCACCUUUCUUGUUGGGCUAUCGUCCGGUUGCGGCCCCAGCUCAGCGCUGGGUCUUUGCCAACCAGAGGCAGUGUGUGUAGAUUUUAGUUUGUUCCGUCAACUUGAGUCAGGUUCCUACGAUGUAAUGUAAAUUCCCGCUACCCCCGCCCCCUCCACCUCCGCGCUGCGUGCUCUCGUCCGGACAAGUGUAACUGGAGUCGUGGACAUACACCAACUACGGAGAGCACCGUGUAGUGGGCGCCCUUUCCUGCAAAA